Pelobates fuscus (common spadefoot toad) is the source of this 2666-nucleotide messenger RNA. RefSeq names its product cadherin-related family member 5-like. Gene Ontology annotation, biological process: cell-cell junction assembly; multicellular organism development; cell morphogenesis. The record is from RefSeq and is a predicted model, not a curated record. Gene Ontology annotation, cellular component: membrane; catenin complex; adherens junction. Gene Ontology annotation, molecular function: cadherin binding; calcium ion binding. The transcript has 17 exons. Bases 205 to 2475 code for a protein of 756 amino acids. NCBI's taxonomy places the organism in Eukaryota, Metazoa, Chordata, Amphibia, Anura, Pelobatidae.
UUACAAGGCAACAGCGCAGUGCCUUGUGCCCAUCUGAUUCCCUAUCUCAGAAUGAAAGUCCUUACCAUAUCAUCCAGAGAGAUUAUGCCAUGAUGACCAACUGGUUGCCUCCAACAUCUAGACCACUGUUUUACACAGGCUGCUGAAUUAGGAUUGUGUGUGUACCUUGUUAGGUCGGACUUUCGCACUGGACGCCAGGUGACCAUGGGUUUGCCGCCUUACCCGGAGAUUCUCCUGUUGGCUUUAAGUUUGUCUGUCCAACUCACCUCAGGUGACCAGUGCUCAGGGGGCAGCAACAUUUUCACAGAGAUUCCAGAGAACAGUCCCAAUGGGACUUUUGUGGCUAACCUGACAGUAUUUGGAGAUCCAGUAACCACUACAGUAAAGCUUUGUUUAAGUGGUACAGAUGCAGACUGGUUCUACUUGGAAGGGAAAAAUGUUUGGCUUAAUGUGUCUUCAGGAAAAACACUGGACAAGGAGGCUUUGGAGUCCUCUGUACUUUUGGUAACACUAACUUGUUCUGAAGAAGGAUUUCCCACGGUUCAUUACCGGAUCAUUGUACAAAUUCUGAAUGAAAACGACAAUAAGCCACAUUUUUUGGAUGAGUCAAUAAUGGCACAGAACAUCAGUGAACUAGCAGAGGUGGACUCUGUGGUAUUCACAGCUCAAGCUCUGGAUCGAGAUGGAGAUACCUUGAUGUAUGUGAUAGACCAAUCCAUGGGGGAUUACAAGUAUUUCCAUAUGGAUCUUCCAUAUAAUGGCAAGGUUCGACUUUCUCGGCCUCUAGACUACGAAAGCAAACAGGAACUGGAGAUUGUCAUUUAUGCUGUGGAAAUGACCACCAGAGAGCGCCAGAGAACAUCAGCAAGAGUUCGAGUGUUUGUACUGGAUGGAGAUGACCAGUAUCCACAGUUUCUUCCAUGUCGAUACAUGUCACAUGAUGGUCUUAACGUCUGUGUCAGCCCUACAUAUACGGUUAAUAUAACUGAAGGGGAGGAACAGACAGGGCCUAUAAUAUUCUCCCCGGGCCCCAUCUUUGCUGAGGAUGGUGACAGAGGAAUAAUGGCUCCAAUCUCCUACUCCUUUCUUUCAGGUCCUGACAGCGACAGAUUUUCCAUAGACAAUGUGACAGGAGUUGUUUUCCUGAUACAUACUCUGGAGAGGAGACAAAAUGCCUCUAUCCUCAGCCUGAAGGUUAUGGCUUCACAGGUUGGUGAUCCCAGAAAAUUUUCCUUGGCUGAAGUAGUGGUGCGAAUUUUGGCAGUCAACAAGCACGCCCCACGUUUUGGUUUUGCCCAAUACCAAGCCUUUGUGCAGGAAGACCAUAGUCCUGUGGCCCUUGUCAGCACUUACAAUGGCCGAGUGCUCUCACUAAUGCCUUUUGAUGGAGAUUUCCCAGAUGGAACAAAUCCAGAGAUUAAUCUUAGUCUGAACUUCCUGGCCAAUGACAGUCAGCUUUUUCAGCUCACACAGACUGGCCUACUGAUAGCCAAAUCCAACAAACUGCAGUCAACAGAAACGUAUCCCCUUCAGGUUAUUGCAAGGGACAGAGAGUCUGGGGAAACAGCACAUUGUGUGGUGUAUGUAAAUGUCUUGGCUCGUGGUCAAGCAGCUCCACGGGACCCAUCAGAGCCACGACCUAUGUUUAAUCUGCCAGACCUACCUCUUAUCGCAGGUGGAUUGGGUGCUCUUGUGCUAUUUCUAGGAGUCCUGCUUUAUCUGUUUAUUCGACUACUGAAGAGUCAUCGACAGCAGCAGCAACAGAUGAGUCGGACAUCAUUAGUAACAGAGAAAGACACAAGCGUGAGCUUGAAAUGGUUCCAACCGGUGACUUCUAGCAAAGCUGCUUCACAGACAGAAGAACAGGGUUACCAAAAUGCUGCUUAUAGUGAGACUCCUGGAGAAGAAAGUACACACCAAGAGAAGGGCCAGGGACCCCCAAGGAGUGGUCAGAGCAAGGAGAGUAGUAAGACUGAUGCACCUCCAGGGAAACAGAAGAGGGCACCAGCUGUAGCAGUGAUAUCUCCAGGCAACCAGUGUAGUGGAAGUUCUCCAUGCAUAAAUAGGGAAAAGGCAGCCGAGCCUCUGAACACCAAGCAAAGUAAUCAGGAAGCAGACAUAUCCACAGAAGCCAAUUCCAAAAAAAUAGGGAUCACCCAGGCCUUGGUGAUUAAAGAAGGAGUGGACAGUCAUCCAAUGAAAAUGAAACCAGAACAAGUGGAGAAUAACAGCCUCGCAGUUGUCACUGAACAGAAUCCAUAUUCUGAGCCAAAUGGAGAACCCGCAGACAGAGAGGAUAGUGUGGCUGCAUGGCCAGAUCCCCCUAGUCUCUCCAGGCUGCCCAUUGUGGUAGAGGUGAACGAGGAGGUGGUAGAAAUUGACGCUGAGCUAAAUGCCCAGCAGCAACCAUUAGGCAGUGAGAUUAUAACACCAGGCUCACUCAUGCAGCUACUUGAUGACUCUAUUGAAUGCUAGUCACUUCAAGACUUUGGUGUGCUGCAUCUGAUGGAGUUGUGGGUCUUUCUGUUCAACUAUUCUGUGCAAUUCUAUGGACACGAUGAUACUGGCAAAGUGAGCAUGGUCCAGAACGUACUGAAGACAAAAAUAGGUGGUGCUAACAACAUAUUGUUAACAAUAAACAAUGGCUUAUUUGGGUUACAUUCAAA